AGGGCGUGCUUUUUUUGUAUCACCUGAGAAAAAGAGAGACGGUUGAGUUGAGUCUGAGUCUGAGCCUGAGCCUGUCUGAUUCGCCUUUUCAAAGACAAAUAUGAAAACCCCACAAACACAAACCCACCCACUUGGCUUUCUUUAACAUAUUAAACCCACUUCACUAAUAACUCAAACUUGUUUACGUUUCUAUUUACUUUGACAUUCUUCUUUUCCUUCAUUUUUCAUCUUCACACAUGGGUCGACCCCCCAGCAAUGGAGGCCCCGCCUUCCGCUUCACUCAGACUGAGGUCAUGGAGAUGGAAGGUAUUUUGCAAGAACACCACAAUACAAUGCCAUCUCGUGAAAUUCUUGUAGCUCUUUCAGAGAAGUUCAGUGAGUCCCCAGAAAGGAAGGGAAAGAUCAUAGUGCAAAUGAAGCAGGUUUGGAAUUGGUUCCAAAAUAGGCGGUAUGCAGUAAGGGCAAAAACAGGUAAAGCUCCAGGAAAGUUAAAUGCAACACCUGUGCCACAUGAGGAUCCUACUCCAUUAAGGAAUGUUCCUCAACCUGUAGCUGCUCCAAUUCCUGCUUUUGUGCCUGCUUCGAUGCCUGCUUCUGUGCCAGUUUCUAAUGCAGGGAGAGUUGCAUCAGAAAAUACUUCUAUGGAAUUUGAAGCUAAAUCUGCAAGGGAUGGUGCAUGGUACGAUGUUGCAGCCUUUCUAGCCCAUAGAAAGUUAGAGUCAAUUGAACCGGAGGUACAGGUUAGGUUUGCUGGUUUUGGACCAGAGGAGGAUGAAUGGGUUAACAUAAAAAAGCAUGUCAGACAACGUUCUCUCCCAUGUGAAGCAUCUGAAUGUGUUGCUGUUCUCCCUGGAGAUCUCAUACUCUGUUUUCAGGAAGGAAAAGAUCAGGCUCUUUACUUUGACGCCCAUGUACUCGAUGCACAACGACGAAGGCAUGAUGUAAGAGGCUGCCGCUGUAGGUUUUUGGUGCGCUAUGAUCACGAUCAGUCUGAGGAGAUUGUGCCUCUCAGAAAAGUUUGCCGUCGGCCUGAAACUGAUUAUAGGUUGCAGCAACUUCACGCUAUGAAUGACUCAGGCUUUGCCGACCAGCAGAAAAGUUGUGUAAAUCUUUCCACAGCCAGUGCUCCUAGAGUUGUAAGUUCAUCUGCUGAAAUUGUACAGAAGCAGGGCGACGCAAAUAUAGCCCCGGUGGCUACCCCAGUAUCUGUGGCCAUCCAAAGUACAACAAUGGAACCCAAAAGCACUGGAGGUAGCAGCAGUAUUAAUGUCAGCAACCCUGCUUUUCCAUCUAGUGCUGUUAGUGCCGCCAUUACAACUGCUGCUCCUGGUGGCCCUGUUGGAAAAAUGUAAGAUUCCAUGUAGGUUUAUUCGACAGUUCUGUGAUUUCUUCUUUUUAGUGAUUACACAGGAUUUUCAUUUUCAGAUGAGUAAGAUUCUGGUUAGGUUAGCCUUUUGUUCAACUUAUACCAUUCAUUUCUCUCAACACAUGACAACUGGAUAUUUGUGAUUCUGGGGUUUGCCGGUUUUGAAGGACAGUAUUUGGCCUUGUAAUUUCUGCAAUUUGGAAUGUAAGAGUUGCAACCUGGAUUGCUGAACUUACAUUAUGAUUCAUGAAAUGUAUUUUUUGUUUUGUA
This is a messenger RNA of Mangifera indica (mango), 1636 nucleotides long. Its product is annotated as protein SAWADEE HOMEODOMAIN HOMOLOG 2-like. The transcript has 8 exons. The coding region runs from base 237 to 1352 and encodes 371 amino acids. NCBI's taxonomy places the organism in Eukaryota, Viridiplantae, Streptophyta, Magnoliopsida, Sapindales, Anacardiaceae. Gene Ontology annotation, molecular function: chromatin binding; DNA binding. The record is from RefSeq and is a predicted model, not a curated record.